This is a messenger RNA of Folsomia candida, 4336 nucleotides long. RefSeq names its product serine/threonine-protein kinase DCLK1. The coding region runs from base 1409 to 3670 and encodes 753 amino acids. Lineage: Eukaryota; Metazoa; Arthropoda; Collembola; Entomobryomorpha; Isotomidae. Gene Ontology annotation, biological process: intracellular signal transduction; protein phosphorylation. The record is from RefSeq and is a predicted model, not a curated record. The transcript is spliced from 8 exons. Gene Ontology annotation, molecular function: protein kinase activity; ATP binding.
UGGCCAAAUUUUGUCAUCACAAAGUCACUGUUUCGAUCCAGUGGAGAAAGAGGGUAAAAAAGCCCAUAAUUCGAGGCUUGAAUGGGAUUCGUUUUAUAUCUCUCUCUCGGUCGGUGUCUCUUCUUCUUUUUACGUAACUUUUACUAAAAGUUUCUUUAUUGUGCAUGUUAUACCAGUGCACUGGCCUUCUUCCAAUAAUAAAGUAGUAGAUAGAGAAGUCUGAACCAAGUAAUAAUACAUAACAUAACAUAAACUGUAAAGUUUCAAUUCUUCUUCUUCUUCUUCUUGAAUGCCUGCAGGCCAUGUUUCCUUUACUAGUAACUGCUAUAUAGUGUUGCUGAUGAUGCUAUAAAAUAUCUGUAAUAUUGUGCUGCACUUGUUGUACAUACAUACGACAGGAUUGGAUUUAGAUUUAAAUAGCUCAGUCGUGUUGAUUCCAUUAGUUUAGUAAUAAGACUUUUAAAGAAGAAGAAAGCAGCUACUCGACUUGACAAAUUUUUAUACGUGGUUUAAACAUCAUCAUCAUCAUCAAUAUUGCCCUACUGAAAAGUAUUAUAAUAAUCUAAAAACCUAACUGCUCAACAUAUUUAUUCCUCUUUAAACAAUGGUUUCAUUCAUCAAUUGACGACGACAUUCAUUUCAUUAUCAAUUAAUCAGCAACAAUCUGCUGCUGAGGGGAAGAGAGAUAACUCGUCGGCUGUUUGUUUAGUUUAUUGCUGCCUAUAAAAUAAACUUGCUCUUGUUCCGCUGAGGUAUUAUAAAUUAUUAAGCGAGGUUUUUUUAACGAUAAGAAGGAGAAUAUACAUCCGUUUAAUAAUAAUUGUCUAGUGCAGAACUACCCACCCACCAACCACUAACCACUGCUUCAUUCUUCAAUCCAAACAAUAAUCAAUGGAAGAAUCGGCCAAACACAAAGAGAGAAAUUGAAUCAAUCGUCUCCUGACUCUUUGUCCUUGAUUGUUUUUUACUUGGAUGGAUGUAUGUAUUAGAUAUCUGCGUGGCGACAGUAUUACUAUUUAGCAAGUAUUGAUUAAACAAGAAAUACCUACAUUACAUAUCGGUACUUUGCCAAACCGACUCAGGGACGCCAACAACGAAAGAAAUCAAACUUUCUGCAAGAUUGGAUCAAUUAAAUCAAUCAAUUCGACAUCAUCGAUUCAACAAUAAUUCUCCAUUUUUUACAAGAAGAUGACAAAGAGAAAACAGUUCACAGUUUUAGCAAGAAUAAAUUAAAAUGUGUGAGUCAUUAUCGUCAGCAUCAUCAUCACCAUGGAGGAUAGAAAAAGAUCGUAAUAAUAAUAAGCUGGAAGAACAGACCACCGGGAGCAAUAAUAAUAUAGCAGCAGCCGUAAACUAGUCAAAAUUUUGGAAGUGUGCUGGAAUAGAUUUAUGAGGUAGGAGGAACAAGAUGACGCAGGUGGACGCAUUUCUUGUGGAGGGCCAGGAAAAUAAAUCAAAGAAGGCCGAGAAAUCUUCAUCCUCCUCAAAUGAAUUGUCCAUGUCGUUUGAAACUAAUCAUUCUAUACCGACAUCGUCAUCUCCAAAGUCUAUCAGAAUUUAUCAAAACGGCCACAUUUCAAACCUUUGUCGACCUGUUUUUCUUAACCCAAAUAAAUCUCAUAGCUGGUGCGAAAUUCUCGAAUUGUUGCAACAAGCGGCGAGCGUUCCAGUCCAAAAAGUGUUCACCAUUCAUGGAAAACGUAUCUCUUCAUGGACUGAGGUCCAGAAAUUGCAAGAAGUCGUAGUCUGUGGGACAGAACGGUUCAAAAUGUUACCAUACGGCAAGGAUUCGCCAAACAGUAGCAACAACAGCACAGCCACGGUGAUCACGAAAUCUCGAAAUAGUCUGGUACAUACAAAGGAGAAGAAAGUGGAGAAGAGGAAUCUGGUAAAAUCUGUGAUCGUGGAACCUACUUGCAUGGCAGAAAAUGAGAAUUCCCCCAGUCUCGUAACAAUUAAUCCACUUUUGAAGACUUUGUCGGAACAAGAUGUUUCUGCGAUGGAGAAAUGUUCCAGAGUUAGAGCUCGGCAAUCGUCCCCACGACCAAGGCCAGUGUCCGCGUAUAAUCAUCAUGUCAACAUGACGGUUUCAGGAGAGAGAAAAACUUUGGGACUUGGAGCUUCAAGAAUUCCCAUACCUAAACGAGUCAGUACUCCAUUGGCAGGGUCGACAGGUGUUCAUAAUAAUUCGGGCACCACAACCACGUCGAAAAAUUCAGACUCUCCCAAUAAUGUCAUCAAACCGAGGCGAAUUACCGACAAACCGGAAACUUUACGACAAGAUUCUUCUAAAAAUGAGUUUAUACGACCACGACUCGUAACAAUCAUUCGGCAUGGAAUGAAACCAAGAAAAGCGGUUCGUUUUCUCCUUAAUAAGAAGACUGCUCGAUCAUACGACCAGGUCCUGAACGAGCUGACGGAAUCAAUCAAACCAGCUUGGGGGGCUGUACGAAAAGUCUACACUAUCUCCAGAUCUGAAGUUACUUGCUUAGAAGACUUUUUCGGUGAGGAUGACAUCUUCUUGGCAUGUCCAAAUGAUCGUUUGGGCACAAAUGAUUUUGAUUUAGACUUUGAAGAGUGUAAAUCUAUUCAACCGUAUGUCAAAGGAUUUAUCGCAUUUAAGCAAGCUCGUUUUGAAGGAUUAGAAGCGUCUCGUUCCCCUCUUCAUCAGCGACGACCAAAGUCUUGUUCAAACUCUCAAGGUCACUCAUCAUCUCAGUAUCCGGCUCACCCGAAAUAUAUUCCUGUCACUCACUUUCCUGCAGCAAUUCUGGACAAGUAUCACGUAGGAGAUAUAAUUGGGGAUGGAAACUUUGCCGUGGUUCGCGAAUGCACUGCUCGCCAAACUAAACAACGAUAUGCCCUCAAAGUCAUAGACAAAGCACAAUGUAAAGGACGAGAUGCUCCACCAGAACAUGAAGUGAAAAUCCUGAGCAUGGUUUAUCACCCUAACAUUGUCGAAAUGUUUGAGCAGUUCGACUUUAGCAAUGAACUCUACAUUGUUUUAGAAUUGAUUGAGGGUGGUGAUCUUUUUGAUGCAAUUGCUGCCGCAACUAAAUUUACUGAAGAAGAAAGUGCUUCCAUGACUCGAGAUGUGGCAUCAGCUCUGGCAUUUUUACAUUCUUUUCGUAUCGUGCAUCGGGACAUUAAACCAGAAAAUUUACUGGUUUACACCCAAAACGACGGUCAACGAAGAAUUAAACUGGGUGACUUUGGACUGGCCAAAAUUGCUGAUGGGCCCCUUUACACCGUUUGCGGGACUCCUACUUAUGUAGCCCCUGAAAUAUUGGAAGAGUCAGGAUAUGGUUUGAAAGUGGACAUCUGGGCACUUGGUGUCAUCGUCUACGUCCUGUUAUGCGGAUAUCCUCCAUUCGUCAGUCCCACUGGAAAACAGGAAGAUCUAUUUGAAUUAAUUCUCGCAGGCGAAUACGAUUUUCCUGAUGAUCCCUGGGAACACAUUUCUCAUCAAGCAAAAGAUAUCAUACAACGAAUGAUUGACCGAGACACUGAUAUGCGACCCUCGGCAGAAGAAGUUCUUCUACAUCCUUGGCUUGGGGAUACGAACGAGCCUUCGGGUCAAGAGCAUCAUCAGUCGUCAGACUUCAAUUUUAAAAUUUUCCAAGCAAUGGGUCUAACAUCGCCAUUGUCUUUAUCUCAAUCUCACUCCUAAAACACCUCGCAUCCAGCUACAUACAUCCACAUAAAAUACAGAAUAUUAUGUAAUAGCAACCCAUUAUUCUGAAACUAGUCCAAAAAUGUCGUUAUUCGAUCGCGCUGUGUUUUUGUAUCCAGUCGUCGCAUUGACAUACUACUAAAUUACUAUCAUUACUUAUACUAUAAAUCCAAACAUGGAAGUCGUGCAAUGAAGAAACUAAAUUAUUCAGUAGCCUAAAAAAACAAACAAAUUAGUGUGUAAAAAUCGCUUUAACAAGUUUGGAUAAGGUUUCAUUUACUUUUUCACACUUUUAAAUUCUAAGUUAAUUUGUUGGUUACAAAAACUGAAAAUGGUACAAAUUCUUAAUACUUCAACUACUAUCAUCUUUACAGAAUAACGUGCUGGUGGCAACGUGUUAUCAUUGCUAACUGCAUGGGGUUCGCAACAACAAAACUGUAUGAAAAUUGGCCCUAAAACAAAGUACUAUUACCUACAAUAUGAUACAACAACAACCAACAAACCACUACAUAUUUCCACACUUGCACCAGCGCCAUUUUUCACAGCGUCGUCGUCAAAACCAUGUAUAAUGAAUUACUAACUUGUAGCUUUAAUCAUUUUUAUUUAUUUUUUAUUUAAGUUGAAACUGUGAUCCCAAUAAUAAAUGUUUAUUAUUCAUGUGUA